AUGCAGGAGCUGCACGUCUCGGACGAGCUCGGCCGCGCCGACCUCAAGACGCCGAGCUACGAGAGCUCCCUCGCCUCCCUCACCGGCCGCCCGCCCAACCUCCGCCUCGGCAUCGGCCUGCCCCUGAGCCGCGUCUACGCCGAGUACUGGGCCGGCGGCCUCGAGCUGCACAGCCUCUGGGGCUACGGCGUCGACGCCUUUUUGCAAAUCUCCAAGCUCGGCAACAAGAACGAGCAGCUGACGACGAGGGCGUCCAUGGACGCGAUAUGA
Messenger RNA from Verticillium alfalfae VaMs.102, 270 nucleotides. RefSeq lists its product as hypothetical. The record is from RefSeq and is a predicted model, not a curated record. Lineage: Eukaryota; Fungi; Ascomycota; Sordariomycetes; Glomerellales; Plectosphaerellaceae. Gene Ontology annotation, molecular function: pyruvate dehydrogenase (acetyl-transferring) kinase activity. The transcript has a single exon. Gene Ontology annotation, biological process: regulation of glucose metabolic process; protein phosphorylation. Bases 1 to 270 code for a protein of 89 amino acids. Gene Ontology annotation, cellular component: mitochondrion.